Botrytis sinoallii is the source of this 435-nucleotide messenger RNA. RefSeq lists its product as uncharacterized. The transcript is spliced from 2 exons. NCBI's taxonomy places the organism in Eukaryota, Fungi, Ascomycota, Leotiomycetes, Helotiales, Sclerotiniaceae. Bases 1 to 435 code for a protein of 144 amino acids. The record is from RefSeq and is a predicted model, not a curated record.
AUGGCUCCAAAGACUUUACAAUCUGAGCUAGAACAAAUUACCUGCCAACUUGCGGAGAAGCAUUGGCCUGGUAGUGGAAUCACUACCGUUCGAUGGAAGAUUGGAGGAUACAAUGUGACUUAUCACGUCACGUAUGAUGAUGGCUUCAAGCCAUUGUCGAUCGCUCUAUCGCACCUAGAAGGUGGAAAACGAGGCUGUUGCAUUCCAAUAACUCCGCAAGCAUACCAAGAUUCCAGUUCCACGGCCAUUGGCGUUGGAAAAAUUGCUCUUGCACCGUAUAUUGUGGAAGAAUUUGUGGAGGGGGAUCUCGUUUCUGGUUUUUUUAUGGACUCUAGGAUAGAGCUACGGGACUUACAUUUUCUCUUGGCUCUUAAGUCGGCACAGUCUGCUACCACUUUGAUACCAUGCAAUAAAAAUAUUCUCAGCUCUGGAUAA